Python bivittatus (Burmese python) is the source of this 849-nucleotide messenger RNA. NCBI's taxonomy places the organism in Eukaryota, Metazoa, Chordata, Lepidosauria, Squamata, Pythonidae. The record is from RefSeq and is a predicted model, not a curated record.
AUGGCCAGGGGGGCCUUCGCUGGCAGCAGCCCAGAUGCUGGCAAGGAGCUCGGCUUGGAAGAGGGGCUGCUCUGCCAGCUGAUCCACUCCCCGGAUUACAACCUGUUCCCCAACUCAGCUGUUUUUGAGAGCAACUUCAUCCAGGUCACAAAGAAGGGGAAGUGGGUGGACAUCACCAACACGCCCACCAUCGUGACCCUGGGGGUGACCUCCUCGGACCCCUGCCUCCCACUCCCUAAUGUGCUCCUGAUGGCCAAGCAUCGGACCCCUCUUCGGAGGGCCAACACUGGCAGUCCCAGGCUGUCGCUCAUGGAUCUGACCAGGCUGCUUCCCCUCCGGUACGUCCGGCUCUCUGUCCACAGCGCUCCCCAGCGCAUUUUGCGCAUCCAGACGGUGACCAAGAAGGUGUAUUACCUGCAGCUGCACCAGGAGCACCCCCAGGCUGUCUUUGCGCUCUGGAGCCGCCUGACGCGCAUCCUGCAGAAGGGCCUCUCCAUCACCACCAAGGACCCCACCAUCCCCAUCCGACACAGCCUGGUCUCCAGCCGCAGCAGCAGCACCUCCAGCACCACUUUCCCCGGGGUGAUGAAGAGAGUGGGGAGGAAGGUGUCCGGCGUCAUCUCCCAGAUCUCCCGGAGACCCAAGCAAAACCAGGAAAGGCCGCGGAGAGUCUCCUUCCAGGCGCAGGAGCAGAGCCUGGAAGACAUUUCGGGUCUCUCCAACGACAUUAAAGGAGAGAAGGUUUGCACGCUCCAUGUGUGGAAGGUAGAAUCCGAUGCUUUCCGCUGGUGGCUGCAACUGAGGAAGCUGCAGGAGCAGACUCGAGAGUGCCCAGUGACAUCAAUGUAA